UGUUUUGUUUAGACGAUUGCACUUGUACGUAUACAUGGUCCUUAUUCAAUUAUUUGAGUUUGAGUUGGUGCAAAAUGAAGGCCGCCUGCUUGCGUGAGCUAAGCUUUUUUGCUUUAGUGGGUCUUUCUUGGGCUAUACCAACCACCAAGGAGUACAAAGGCCCUUCACAGGAAAGCAUUAUUCAAGCCAAGGCCAUUUUGGACAAAUAUCCAAUCAUCGACGGUCACAAUGACUUUGUCAUGGGCUUGAGGACCUAUUUUGAGAAUGAUUUAACCAACUUCGAUUUCAAUACCAAUCUCUCCGCCAUUGAACCUUGGGCGUCCCAUUAUGCCGAUGACACCGACAUUCCUCGAAUGAAAGAAGGUCGAGUUGGCGGUCAAUUCUGGUCAUCUUUCAUCUCUUGUGAUGCUCAAUACAAGGAUGCCGUUCAGCUUUUUAUGGAGCAGAUCGACGUCAUCAAACGCUUGGUACAAGACAACCCAAAUGAUAUGACAUUCGUCACUGAUGCCCAGGGCAUUGAGCAAGCCUUUGCCGACAAAAAGAUUGCUAGUUUGAUUGGCGUGGAAUCUGGUCAUGCCAUUGGAGAAAGUCUGGGCAUGUUGAGGAUGCUUUAUGAACUCGGAGCCAGAUACAUGACCUUGACUCAUACCUGCAAUACCCCCAGGGCGGAUGCGGCACAAGUGGAAAGCGGCGAGCUACCCGUUCGAAGUGAUGGCUUAAGCGAUUUUGGUAAGUUGGUGGUCCAGGAAAUGAACCGCUUGGGCAUGCUCGUGGACCUUUCACAUGUAUCAGCAAGGACCAUGGCAGAUGCCAUGGAUGUCACUCGGGCACCCGUGAUUUUUUCCCAUUCAUCGGCCAGAUCUGUGUACGACCAUCCCCGGAAUGUUCCAGAUGAGAUUCUUUCUCGAUUGACGGACAUUGACGGCAUUGUCAUGGUGAACUUCUUCUCAUGCUUUGUGGUUCCCGAUUGCAGUGAGAACCACGGAAACGUCUUAGAUAUUGUGGCGCACGUAAAUAAAAUUCGGGAAGUGGCUGGAGUGGAUCAUGUGGGUAUUGGUUCGGAUUUUUGUGGCGUCGACAUAUCCCCCGAGGGUUUAGAGGAUUCGGCGGGCUAUCCCAACUUAUUCGCAGCCCUUUUAGAGGACGGUUGGACCGAAGAAGAAUUGGGUAAAUUGGCCUCUGGUAACCUCAUCCGCGUGUUUAAAGCUGUGGAAGCUAUCCGAGAUACUUUGACCUCGGAGGAGCCCUUCCAAGCCUGGAUUCCCUCCGAGGAGGUUCAAGCUGACGAGAGCCAGUGUCGCAUGGAGCCCUGGUAAAACCAUCGCACCAACAGAACCUCACCUUCCUUGAUUUGGAAAGUGUGGCAGGAUUUCCGGUCAAAAGAUGAUUGAUUAUGUGCCUCCCUCUGAAACAUCCAUCACAUUCACCGAAAAAUAGGCACAAAUAUGUAUCAUCCACAAAUAUGAAACACUAAAGGCAAAAAACUCUCGACGAGAA
Tigriopus californicus is the source of this 1497-nucleotide messenger RNA. Its product is annotated as dipeptidase 1-like. Gene Ontology annotation, biological process: proteolysis. The record is from RefSeq and is a predicted model, not a curated record. The transcript is spliced from 7 exons. Lineage: Eukaryota; Metazoa; Arthropoda; Copepoda; Harpacticoida; Harpacticidae. The coding region runs from base 75 to 1316 and encodes 413 amino acids. Gene Ontology annotation, molecular function: metallodipeptidase activity.